AUGCCCCAAGUCCCUGAUGAUGUUUCGUACUUGAAGGCAGCCAAGUGGUCCGAGUUAUUGUCUUUUUUGUGCAUUGGUGCUGUUACUAUCAACAAACCCAUUUUGAACCUUAGCAUAAAGGCAUUCCCAUAUGUUCCUAUGUUUAUUAUCAAGCCGUUGGUGUACAAGAUCUACUGUGGGGGUGAAACUGUCAAGGAUUUGUUCACCACGAGCGACCGGUUGAAGCAAAGAGGUAUCAAUAACAUGAUGUUGAGUUUAACCAUUGAGGCUGCUGAGGGAAACAAACAUAUUGACCCCAACUACAUUGUGGACGAAACCAACAAGUCCAUUACUGAUUUUUUGAUUCCCAACACUGUGGCAAAGAUGAAGGAGGCCGAAAACAUCAAUAGUAUUCCUCCCAGCUAUGUUGCAUUGAAGCCUACUGGUUUUGCCCUGAAUGCGGCUGAAGUGUUGAGGAACUACCAGAACAAUACUGAGUUUGACGACUUGGUCAACAAGAUAUCUACUGUUAUUGAAACUAUCUAUACCGCUAACCUCAAGUUGUGUCAGCAAUACCCAGCUAGAAGCUCUCCUAUAGUGGUAGGAGUUAUUGAUGCUGAGAAGCACGAUUUGCAGCCAGGGGUUUACGAGUUGCAAAGAAGAUUAUAUCAGAAGUUCAAUAAACCCAACCAGCCGGUCUCGGUUGUGGGAACCUUGCAGAUGUACUUAUCUGAGUCUGCACAAUUAUUGGCAUUGGAGGAGAAGUUGGCCAAAGAAAAUGACUAUAGGUUGGGCUUAAAGUUGGUGAGAGGUGCCUAUAUUCACUCAGAAGCCAACAGAAACACUAUAAUCCACAAAUCCAAAGAUGACACCGACAUGAACUACAACCUGGGUAUUAGUUACUGCAUUGAAAAUAUCAUGGCUGAAAAGAACAAUAACCACUCUACCAUAGGUCACUUGGUAGUUGCUUCCCACAAUGCCGAAUCCUUAAACUUGGCUACCGACAAGCUUAACCAGUCCAAUGACCUGAAUCCUAACAAGAACAACGUUGUUUUGGGACAAUUAUUGGGUAUGGCUGAUAACAUCACCUAUAACUUAAUCAAAAACAAAGGUGUAACCAAUGUUAUCAAAUAUGUUCCUUGGGGUCCACCAGUAGAAACUAAAGCCUACUUGUUGAGGAGACUAGAAGAGAACGGUGAUGCAGUGAAGAACGAUACGGGCUUCAACUUAAUCAAGGCUGUGGUGGCUGUUCUCUUUAGAAGAUUAUUCAGAUUAGCAUAA
Yamadazyma tenuis ATCC 10573 is the source of this 1260-nucleotide messenger RNA. It is a transcript of the gene PUT1, whose product is annotated as proline dehydrogenase. Gene Ontology annotation, molecular function: FAD binding; proline dehydrogenase activity. NCBI's taxonomy places the organism in Eukaryota, Fungi, Ascomycota, Pichiomycetes, Serinales, Debaryomycetaceae. The record is from RefSeq and is a predicted model, not a curated record. Gene Ontology annotation, cellular component: mitochondrion.